AUGCAAAUUCUUGUGGUUAGGCAGCUUGUGAAACGAGCUGAAGAAGCUGGAUUCAAAGCGAUUGCUCUUACUAUCGAUGCCCCGAGGCUUGGACGCAGAGAAUCCGAAAUCAAAAACAGAUUCGCGCUUCCUCGAGGUCUGACAUUGAAGAACUUCUUAGCAUUGGAUCUUGGAAAAAUCGACAAGACCAAUGCCUUAGGGCUCGCUUCAUAUGUUGGUGAUCUAGAAGAUCAGUCACUGAGCUGGAAGGAUAUAAAAUGGCUACAAUCUAUUACAAACUUGCCAAUUCUUGUCAAGGGUGUUAUUACAGCUGAGGAUACAAGAAUUGCUGUUGAAUAUGGAGCUGCAGGGAUUAUAGUUUCUAACCACGGAGGUCGUCAGCUCGAGUAUGUCCCUGCAACUAUUAUGGCCCUCGAGGAGGUAGUUAAAGCCGUGGAGGGUCGGAUUCCGGUGUUUCUUGACGGUGGGGUUCGCCGUGGAACAGAUGUCUUUAAAGCAUUGGCUCUUGGCGCUUCCGCUGUCUUUGUAAGUUCAUUCAUCACAACACUCUUCUUAGCUUUUCAUAUGAGUACUCUCACGGACACGACGUGUAACACACUCUUACUUGUUCGGUUAGGUCGGGAGGCCGAGUUUGUUCGCGCUAGCAGCGGAGGGAGAGGCCUGAGUGAGGAAGAUGCUGCAAAUGCUAAGAGACGAGUUCGAGCUGACAAUGGCACUUAG
Molecule: messenger RNA, 720 nt
Organism: Thlaspi arvense
Lineage: Eukaryota; Viridiplantae; Streptophyta; Magnoliopsida; Brassicales; Brassicaceae
Source: the annotation of a GenBank genome assembly